AUGAUUGAAACGGUAUUCCACAUUCUCGGGCGUUGCUCGUAUUUCGUUAUUUUCUUAUUCGUUGCUCAGUGUAUUAGAUUACUUUGGAAGCGCCCAUUUCCCUCCAAUGCCCCAAAGUUUGUCGCGGGUUACCCGCUUGUGGGUGCCCUGCAAUUCUUCAACAACCCAGAAGCAUUCUGUCAUAGCAGUAAAAUGUCUUCACCCACUGGAAACUAUAGCUUUUAUCUUGGCCGGGAUCGGGUUGUGGGCCUGUCCGGUCCACAGGGCCGCAAGACGUUUUUCGAGAGCCGUGAUCUUGAUCUAGAGGCAGGGGCCGAUUUGAACCUCCCUUGGGUUAGUCUAGUCUUGCAAGUCGAGAAUUUCGCCACCGAUACGCAUCCAUCAAAUCUUGGGUCCGUAUUGCGCACGGCGCUGUUGCGCACCCAGGGCCUGGAAGCUAUUCCCGUAACCAUAGAAUCAUACACCACCGCAACCUUGAAAGAGAUCGCGACGAAAGCUCUCUUCGAUCCUUUCCCGGUGAUCACAUUGUCCUUCACUCGGUCCAUCAUGGCCGCAAUGGGAAUCGGUGAGCUGGCGAGCUCCUCCGAGCUGUCGAGAAGGGUAAGCGACAUGAUGGGCGCGUUGGAUAGACCUUUUACGGCGAUCGAUACAUUGCUUCCAUGGCCGUUGAACCCAUGGACCGUCAGUGCGUGGAUCGUUCUUGCACGCCUUUCUACCCUCAUGUCGAAGAUAAUCCGCAAUAGAAAACGGCAGCAGCAAUCACAUAAAGAGCAUCCCGCGAAGCAUGGCAUGCUGCAGGAUUUGAUCAACAAGAAAUGCAGUUGUGCUGGGCACUGCGUUCGCAGCCCAAGGGAACACUCCGACGGUAACGUCAUGGACACUCAUAGAGCUUUCUACCACCGGAUAUUGGAUGACUCAAGUGCGGCAGGAGAUUAA
This is a messenger RNA of Aspergillus luchuensis, 936 nucleotides long. RefSeq lists its product as uncharacterized. The coding region runs from base 1 to 936 and encodes 311 amino acids. NCBI's taxonomy places the organism in Eukaryota, Fungi, Ascomycota, Eurotiomycetes, Eurotiales, Aspergillaceae. Gene Ontology annotation, molecular function: iron ion binding; oxidoreductase activity, acting on paired donors, with incorporation or reduction of molecular oxygen; heme binding. The record is from RefSeq and is a predicted model, not a curated record. The transcript is spliced from 3 exons.